This is a messenger RNA of Saccostrea cuccullata (small rock oyster), 4255 nucleotides long. Its product is annotated as guanine nucleotide exchange factor VAV2-like. The record is from RefSeq and is a predicted model, not a curated record. NCBI's taxonomy places the organism in Eukaryota, Metazoa, Mollusca, Bivalvia, Ostreida, Ostreidae. The transcript is spliced from 32 exons. The coding region runs from base 48 to 2867 and encodes 939 amino acids. Gene Ontology annotation, cellular component: cytoplasm. Gene Ontology annotation, molecular function: guanyl-nucleotide exchange factor activity; protein binding. Gene Ontology annotation, biological process: cell migration; regulation of GTPase activity; intracellular signal transduction.
UUUUGUUCUCAGUAAGGGGGAAUCCCAAGUAGCUUAGUGUAUUCAAAAUGGCGACGGAUGAGUGGAAGCACUGUGCUGACUGGCUAGUUCGAUGUAACAUUUUACCCGAAGAACACAGAGCAACACAAGCUAAUGCCAGUGCAUUUGACUUAGCUCAGGCUUUGCGAGAUGGAGUACUUAUAUGUCAUUUGUUGAACAACCUGUCUCCAGGCUCGGUGGACUUGAAAGACUUCAGCCAGAGACCUCAGUUAUCACAGUUCCUCUGCUUGAAGAAUAUUAGAACUUUUCUACAGACAUGCCAAACACAUUUUGGUUUAAGUCCAAGUGAUUUAUUUGACCCAUUGGAUUUGUUUGAGGUCAAAGAUUUCAGAAAGGUUUUAAAUACACUGUCAAAGUUAUCAAAGACACCGAUUGCCAGAAGAAAAUGCAGUGGCUUUCCUCCCGAGCAGACCACACCCCACAGACCCUCCCGCAGGUACACCGACGAGGACGAGGAUAUCUAUGGGAAUCUGCCCGACCUGGCUCUACGUCAUGACCUUGAUGAUAAUGAAGAAAUCUACGAUCACGUGUAUCAGGAAGAUGAUGAUGAAAUUUAUGAAGAUCUAUGUAGACGGAGACAUAGAAGGGAGUCUAGUGUCUCUGAACUACCACCUCCUGUCACAAAACGGGACUUCUGUAUAAAAGAACUCCACGAUACAGAGAAAAACUAUGUAGAGGCAUUGCGAAUGAUUCAAACUCAUUUCAUUAAACCUUUAAGAGACAUUAUCCCUCCUGCUGACAGAGAUGUUAUUUUUGCACACAUAGAAAAACUAUUGGAAAUUCAUAAGAAAUUUCAGCUGGAAUUACAGGAAGCUUGUGUGAUGGGAAAUAAAAAAAUUGGUGAAGUGUUUGUGAAAUAUAAGAAGAGCUUGCUUUUGUAUGGUAACUAUUGCUCAGACAUGCCUAAGGCCCAGGAAAAACUGGAGGAUGUGUUAAAAAGGAGUGAAAACAUCAGAACACAAAUAGAGGCAUGUGAAAAGAAAGCGAAUGAAGGUAAAUUUAAACUGAGAGAUUUGCUCCAUGUGCCAAUGCAGAGAGUAUUGAAGUACCAUUUAUUAUUAAGGGAGUUAAUAAAGCAAUCAGGGAAAACUGCGGAAGAUAAAGAUUCACUUCAGGAGGGCCUGGAGGCCAUGAUGGAUUUAUCAUUGUAUGUUAAUGAAGUAAAGAGAGACAAUGAGACCUUACAGCUAAUCAGUGAAAUACAGGCCAGCAUUGGAGACCUUCAAAUGUACCUACCAAAAACUCCUGCCAACACUACAUUAAAAGAUUAUGGCAGACUUCAGAAGGAUGGAGAAUUAAAAGUAAAAAACCACACAGAUAAUAGAGUCAGAAUUAGGUACAUAUUCCUCUUUGACAAAGUCAUGCUGAUGUGCAAGGCAAGGAUGGUGGAUCGUUUAUUUUCGGGGGAAUCUUACAGUUUUAAAGAGGCCAUCAUUCUGGCAGUGUAUAAAGUCCAUGAUCAGCAGCCUGCCAACAGGGAAACCCAGCGACGCGGGGAAAAGUGGACCAGUUCUUUUAUAAUGGCUAAGAAAGAUGGCUCAAAUGCAUUUACAUUCUUUGCCAAAACAGAGGACACAAGGGCUAAAUGGAUCGAUGCAAUAAAACUGGCAUUAGAGAAUGCUUCCCCUCCACAAGGGAUAAAUUAUGUGAUGCACACGUUUGAUAAGCCUACGGAAUGUAGUGUGUGUCAUAAACUUCUGAGAGGUGUGUUUUUCCAGGGUUACAAGUGUACAGACCCAGGAAGUGAUAUUGCUGUGCAUAAGGAAUGUAUUGGCAAACCUCCAAAUACAGGCAGUAGAGUGCCACCCAUUCCAGCUCGAGUGAUAGAAACAUUUAGAACUUUGGAUGUGGUUCAUGAACGCCGUAGAUCGCUAUCGAUCAGGGAAAGUAGUUCAAUAUCACGCUUUGAGAGUAGACGAACCACUAGUAUUAUUUGUGAACGGAGGUCACCCACUCAUGUUCAGCAUAGGCAGGUUCGAGCUCUAUGUAAUUACAAUGGCACUCCCAGCCCCGGGGCAGGCCGCCCAGCCUUGAGCUUUCAGAAAGACGAUGUGAUAAAGCUACUAAACAAUGACGCUCAGUGGUGGAAAGGACUGCUGAAUGGAGAUGAGGGCUGGUUCCCUUCACAACUUGUGCAAGAGGAAAAUAAUCCAAGGAUCCGCAGAAAACCCUCGUAUUUGGAUGUGAAAAUGAAGAAUGGAACGCCCAGUAUUGUAUCCCCUCCCCGCCCCCACUCCCCCGCUAACAAUGUUCCCUAUGUUAAUGUGGAUAGCGAUGGAAUGUCCAGUCAGCUCAAUGUCUAUAAAUGGUUUGUGGGUCCAAUGGACAGAGACACUGCCAAUCGCAGACUUGGCAACAUGCCAAACGGGACAUUCUUAAUUCGAGUCAGCGAGAACCCAGGCAGGAGAGGGGAACUCUCUCUUAGUAUUCGGUAUGAUAACCAGGUUCGUCACAUCAGAGUGGAGAAGAAUGCAGAAGGCUUGUUUUAUUUAGCUGAUACUAAAUUCUUUUCUUCUCUACCUGAAUUAGUGGAGUUCUAUCAGGAUAACUCACUAGCAGAUAGUUUUCCCGGGGUGGAUACAGUUCUAAAAUUUCCUUUCAAAUCUCAGGCUGGAGGAGGGGCUAAUGCACGGAUUCUGGGCUACGCAGAAGCGGUGUACGAUUACGCGGCCACUGCUACGUCUCAGCUGUCCUUGUGUCGCGGAGACAAAGUGGCCAUCCUCAGUAAAACAGGAAGUGAUAAAGGCUGGUGGAAGGGAGAGCACUGCGUCACAGGAAAGAAUGGUUACUUCCCGUUAGCGUAUGUAAGAGAGCUGGAUGAUGACUGAUCCUUAGUGAAUGCUUAUAAUCAUAUGCAAGACCUCCACUCACCACUGCAUUGCCAGUUUUGUUAACCAUGUGACCAAGCAAUAUCGGCCAAUAGGAAACCUUUUCCAUCAUACAGCAAGUGCAAGUCAGAGAUGACAGGAAUUUUCUGUCCCACAGAAUUUCUCCGUUGUCCUGCCUCCCCCAUUGAGCUACCAGAGAAGAUUCCCUGAUUUGCUCUCCAUGAUUUUACAUAUAUAUAUGUACUUGCAUUAUAUUUUGUUGCGAAAGGUGCCAUUCUCAUUUGAUGGUAGAUUGACACAGAUUCCAUUGAUAAUGUGAUGUCUCCAUUAGGGAUGUUUCUUGUUCUCUGUGAUAUUUAUAGCAAUUAAUUAACACUGACUCAUCACCCUGACAGUAUUGUGGACAACAUGCAGCAUAAUACACCAUGUAUAACAGUAUAUUAUAUAUAAUAGCCCCACUCCUUCAGCCUGAGCUUUCUACUACUAGCAUUAUUUGCCUCCAGUGUUCCUUUAUCAGGAAACAAACUUCAAUGUUAUUCCAUAGAAAAUUGGAGACCUAUUUGGAAUUGGAAUCCUUUACCUGUACUUAAUAUUAAAAAAUACUUAAAAUUAUUUGAAAUAUAUUAUAACUGGAAAAGCAGACAAGGUAUUCAUAAUCUUAAAAUAAAUGAUGUUUUAUUUAUAACACAGAAAAGUGCAUAUAUAUAUAUUGCCAAACUUUCAUUCAGAAAACAGAGAAGAAAAUUCCCAUUAAAUCCCUUGAUAUUUAUGAUACACCUGUGUAUGAAGUUUUGAAUUAGUUAAACAAUGAAUAUAUAUCCCUCUGUUAUUUACACAAAUGCUAUGAUUAUUUUCUUUCCUUUUGAUUAGGUUUGUAAUUUUCAGUAUGACAUUUUAAUAUCCAGGCCAAAAUCAUGACAUAAAGACAACUCGCUGCAUCAUUAAGCUUGUUACAUUUACAUCCAUAUAUAUGUAAACUAUGUGACCAAUCUUCAACACCGAGUCCAGCAUUGACUCUCUCCACUUCACUGCAUUUAAUGAAAAAUGAACCUGUAUCUAUAAAGUGUAAUUUUCUGACAUAUUGCACAUCUUGCCUUUUUCAAUAGAAGAAAAAACAUUAAUAUAACUGACUUGAAGCACAUAUAACGCUAUGCAUUUAUAUUUCUUUACUUUUCAUUAUUGCUCACAGUGGAUGCUGUAUGAUAUACUAUAUAAACCUAGGAAUAAGUUUAAAUGACUCCCUCUCCUUUUAAACAGGCCCCAUCAUAGUAUGUGUAUAUUAAGUCAGACAGGUAUCAUUGUAGCUCAUUAUCGUGAUCAGCUGGGAUGAUUUGUUGAGAAGAUUGCUAUUUAUCUUGAACUCAGUUAAUAAAAAUUUAAAAACACUA